Molecule: messenger RNA, 660 nt
Organism: Suillus plorans
Lineage: Eukaryota; Fungi; Basidiomycota; Agaricomycetes; Boletales; Suillaceae
Exons: 6
Coding region: 1-660 (219 amino acids)
Biological process (GO): mRNA export from nucleus
Cellular component (GO): nucleus
Molecular function (GO): mRNA binding
Source: RefSeq, a predicted model, not a curated record
AUGGCUCCCAUCAGGUCUGAAAGGCAGAAAAAGCCAUAUACUCGUUCUCAAGGGUCUGACGGCCAUUGGGUCCAUGACCGAGCUCCGCUUCAAUCAGCAAAGGCAAAUACACCAGCCAACACUGGUUCAACUACAAAGCUCAUCGUAUCCAACCUACACUACGAGAUCACGCCUAAAGACUUGGUGUCCAUUUUCGGACAAAUAGGCACGCUCGUUCGCGAGCCUUUGAUUAGGUACGACCGCAGUGGACGUUCAUCUGGUGUGGCAGUUGUGUCGUUCGAGACACCCUUGCAAGCAACACGUGCCAAGAGACAGUUCGAUGGUAAACUUGCCAAAGGACAAUCUAUGGAAAUCACAUUCGACACCGCGCCAUUACGAACAUCCUCGCUCUUGAGUAGGAUUGAACGACCUUCGUUGGCAGAGCGUUUGAGUGGCGGUGCUGGACCGAAACAGCAAGGAGGUGCCGGUUUAACUCGCACACGCCAACCACGAUCCGCGAAAGUUGCCUCGUCAUCGAGGACAAAGGCUCCAAAGCCUGUGCGAUCUAAAACCCCCACGGCAGAGCAGCUUGAUGAAGAACUCGACACUUUUAUGGCUGAUGACAAAGGUGUUACAGGCAAGAAAGCGGCCAUUACUGCAGAGGAUGUUGAGAUGGCGUGA